AUGGAAGAGGAAGGAAAUAUGGUCUCGCCCACUCAAGACCUCCCACAGCCGAGAUUCCGAUCCCACAGUUCUGCACGACCACCCAACAGUCGAGAGAUCCAACCCUAUACUGCCGAUACAGAGCAAAAUGCUUUACUUGGCCAGUUCUCCUUUGCUCCAGCUACUCAAACAACCGUUGUUACCACCACUACCACCACGACAACGAAAUUUCCUCCCUUCCUCAUGCGACCACCUCGCCGAAUGCAUGAACUAGAUCUCAAACACUACCCCCUAGCUGCAAGUCCGACGCCUGCUAGUCUAAGAAAUAUUCAUUUUGAGAUUGCUGGGAAAGCUACAGUGUUCCGGGAGGCAGAGGACACAACGCUGGCUUUGGAACAGUUGGAAGCAGAGAGACAAUCACUCCGACAUGCAAACGGCACACUCCAAACGAUUCAAAGUUUCCUGCCUUGGGCAUCCAACUCAGAUGAAGCAAUGCCAAAUGCACCACCCCUGGAGAGCCGACCCCAUAGACGACCCGCAUCUCCUGAAUCAAUAACGGACAACGAAGAGCGUUUUCUACAUCCAGAUCCCUCAGCCACCUCACAUUACCCUCCUACAUCUGUCAGGUCAGACCCAAGACGGGAUCAAGAUCUCCGACGAUCUCGUUUCCGCAUGCAGGACACUCAGCCAUCUAAUCCCAUAACCCCUGAUAGCCUCCAUAGGUCUUUGAGAGGAAAUCGUCGAAGAACGGCCCGAGAUGCAUCCACUGCUCUAAGGAAUGGCCUGGCGCUGCUUCCAUCGCCGAGUACAGAGCAAACUGCUAAUUUUCCAUCUGCUCAAGCAACGACACCCAAAUCAAACCAGCAUCAAGCCCCAAUGUUGGAGGAAAUGCUUACUAUCCCCACCGAUGGCACAAUUGGUAGUCGACCGAACCACCGGGAAACUUCUCAAGACACCAUUGUACCCACGCCUCCGAUCGAUGAUCUGCCUGAAUCUUCGUCAGCUCGGUCAACGAGUUGGCGAGCCCUCUCUUCGGUUCCCGCUCGCCUUCACGUCGCUGAGAGCCCAUCCAUCAACGACGGAAGUCUACCAAGCCCGAGUCUGUCCCCAGUCACCGCAGCGGCAACACUUCAAAACCCUGGGUACUUCGCUGAUGUUGACUCGAGUUCGGAAGGUGCUUCACAGCAUGAAAUGGCCUCUAGCCUAACUCCAGUCGAGCGCCGUUCUUCCAACUCCUUCUCAGCUCCUUCGACCCUCGAGGCAAGCCUUCUCCACCCGUCUCAGAGUCAACGACUGGCCUUUUCUCAAGCUUCAGUCACCGAGAUUCCAGCAAUGUUGGACUAUUUUGAGGCAAUUCCAGACGAACUCAAGAGCUAUGUCAUGCACCAGCUACUCCGCCGCUGCCCCAAACCAACCCUUCAAGUCAUAGCGGAUGCUGUCAAUCCAGCUUUGAAAUGUGAUUUUCUGUCGGUUUUACCUGCAGAGCUGGCGCUCACAGUGCUUAAAUACCUCGAUGUUCGGAGCUUGACCAGAGCUGCACAAGUUUCAAAGAAAUGGCGCCAAAUGAUCAACGGCGAUGAGCGAGCAUGGAAGGAGCUUUUCGACGCUGAUGGAUUCACUCUUCCAGAUGGCGAAUUGCAACAGGCCAUUACAGAGGGUUGGGGCUGGCAGGACCCUUACGGAGUAGAAGGAUUCGAGCGCAACCUGGGCAAUCAAACUAAUAUUAAGUCGGAAACGGAAGCCAACUCUUCCUCACCAUCCGCAUCACAAUCUAAAGGUAUCACCGGGUUGCUACGUCGAUCGAAACGCAAGGCGGCCACUAUGCUGUCUGGUCGCAACAAACAAGCCAAACGGAAGGAUUUCUCUCGGGAAGACUCAAUUGAUGUCAUGUCGAUCGAUUGGAUGAGCCAGAUGUCUACAGCUGAAGGCCCGUACAAUGCCGCCAAUGCCGCUAUUCUCGCAGUUCCGUAUCCGAAUAUUGGAUUCCCAAGUUUAAAGGGCUUGCAUCUUUACAAAUCUUUGUAUCGUCGCCAUCAUUUAAUCCGAAAGAAUUGGAUGGACGAGGACACGAAACCGCAGCAUCUCGCUUUUCGAGCACACGAUACGCAUGUUGUGACUUGCCUCCAGUUUGACACUGACAAAAUACUGACCGGAAGCGACGAUAACAACAUUAAUGUAUAUGAGACCAAAACAGGAAUUCUCAGGGCAAUCUUGACUGGCCAUGAAGGGGGCGUAUGGGCCCUUCAAUAUGAGGGUAACACUCUAGUUUCCGGCUCGACGGACCGUUCAGUAAGGGUCUGGAACAUUCAACAAGCUCGUGAAACGCAAGUUUUCCGGGGACAUACAUCGACGGUUCGGUGCCUGCAAAUCGUAUCACCGGUCAAAGUGGGCGAAACUGCAGAAGGGAAACCAAUUAUGGUUCCGAGACAACCACUGAUCAUCACUGGUUCACGGGACUCGACCCUUCGUGUGUGGAGGCUACCUAGACCGGAAGACCCGACGUUUAUACAAGCUGAGAACGAAAGUGACGCGGAUGAUUGUCCAUUUUUCGUUCGUACCCUGACAGGUCACCAGCAUUCAGUACGGGCAAUUGCCGCUUAUGCCGACACCUUAGUCAGUGGUAGCUAUGAUUGUACAGUUCGAGUUUGGAAGAUUUCCACAGGGGAGACAAUUCACCGCUUGCAGGGUCACACACAAAAAGUCUACAGCGUGGUUCUCGAUCACAAACGCAAUCGUUGCAUCAGCGGAUCGAUGGACAAUAUGGUGCGCAUCUGGGAUCUCAACACUGGUUCUCUGAAGUAUACCCUGGAGGGCCAUACUUCUCUGGUUGGCCUACUUGACCUCAACUGUGAUAAACUUGUCUCGGCUGCUGCAGAUUCUACCCUCAGAAUCUGGGAUCCAGAAAAUGGGCAGUGCAAGGCCACGCUAACUGCUCACACUGGAGCAAUUACGUGCUUCAAGCACGACGGACAAAAGGUCAUUUCUGGCUCCGAUAAAACCCUCAAGCUUUGGAACAUUAGGACUGGCGAAUGCACUAAGGACCUACUUUCAGACUUAAGUGGAGUCUGGCAGGUGAAGUUUAAUGAACGUCGAUGCGUUGCUGCCGUCCAACGGGACGGCUUAACGUAUAUUGAAGUUCUUGAUUUUGGAGCGGCACGAGAUGGAGUGCCUGAACAUAACCGCGGCCGGCGGAUUGUAGUCGAUGCCGACGGCUGUGAAGCAAAUAACGACGAUGUCCGGUACCUUGAUCUUGACGGCACUGCCGAAGGCUAG
Exophiala aquamarina CBS 119918 is the source of this 3252-nucleotide messenger RNA. Its product is annotated as F-box and WD-40 domain-containing protein CDC4. NCBI's taxonomy places the organism in Eukaryota, Fungi, Ascomycota, Eurotiomycetes, Chaetothyriales, Herpotrichiellaceae. The transcript is spliced from 3 exons. Gene Ontology annotation, molecular function: protein binding. The record is from RefSeq and is a predicted model, not a curated record. The coding region runs from base 1 to 3252 and encodes 1083 amino acids.